Messenger RNA from Aethina tumida (small hive beetle), 1443 nucleotides. RefSeq lists its product as uncharacterized. Lineage: Eukaryota; Metazoa; Arthropoda; Insecta; Coleoptera; Nitidulidae. Bases 1 to 1389 code for a protein of 462 amino acids. The record is from RefSeq and is a predicted model, not a curated record. The transcript has 2 exons.
AUGUUCACCUCAGAUCUGCACCUCGUCUGCACACUGCACAAGGUAACAGAUGCAGAAACAAACCGAAUCAUCAAGUUCUACGCCGAAGAGCGAAAAGUGCCGUUCAUGUGGCUCAAAUUCAUCACGGCGUCCCACAAAAGUGUGUACGCAAAGAAAUUUGUAUACGGAAAAGACCAAAUCAACACCGAGAUUCACAAACAUUUGUCGUCCCAGAAUUGGCACAUCAUUCAUCCCAUGAGUAUUUGCAGCCAAUAUUUUGAUUAUGCGGUAAUAUCGAAUAUUAUUUUGAGCCUGAUCGUCGUCCCUGUGGACGACUUUAUUGCCUUACACUGUUACGCAUACACACCGUCAAUGUGGUUCUUUUCGAUGUUGCUCAAAUGUUUCAAAUUAACGCGUCAAACCAACUUGUACAGAUUGAUUUCAAAAUACCAUGGAGAAUAUUACGUGAAGACGGUUCUUCUUCCAAUAACUUCUUGCUUUAUAAUGUCUCAUUGGCUCAUAUGUUUAAUGAUCUAUAUGCCAAGAGUUGAUAGCAACGAUAUGAAACCUUUGAAAGGGUCAUGGUUGGAAGUAAAUAAAGUCAACGAAUUAUCAUAUGCUGAACAGUAUUGGCUAUCGUUGUUGAGAUACGUGGGAUGUUCAUUUUGCGCCAUAGAUGCUUUUGAAUCGGAGGCCGGCUAUGGAGAGUAUUUCACUAUUUUGAUAGUAUACAUGUUCGGAGUUGUGAUGUGGGCUCUCAUCGCCAUAUCCUUGUAUCAUUUCUUCACUGAGGGCUUCCGAUCGGAUACCCAAUACGGUGAGAUAAUGGAUCAAUUGGAAGGCUACAUACAUGUAAAGCAGUUCCCUGCAAAGACCAAAGAAAAGCUUAUUUUAUGCUAUAAGAACAAGUUCCGUACGAACUAUUACAACAGUACGUUAUUAAAGGCGGCCCUGUCGGAAAAUUUGCAAAUGGAAGUCAACAUUUACGUGUUUAGGAGUCUUAUAGCUGGCAUGCCAGUCUUUGCACAAAUUGGCAUCAAGGAAGCCAGCGAGUUCUUUUUGGAUUUAAAGACGGAAAUCUACUUGCCCAACGACGUUAUACUGAGCCCGUUAACCAGAGAAAAGUACUUUUAUAUUUUGGCAUAUGGAACUGUAUGUGUCACUCAUCACAGUGGCAAAGAGAUUUGUCAUCUGGAAGGAGGCUCCCACUUUGGUGAAGUGGAACUGUUGCUGGGUACGGAAGUUUAUAUGUACACGGUGACCGCACUUGAAGUUUGUGAGAUUUAUAUGCUGGAGUCCACCAAGUUUCAGUCAUUUCUGAACAAGUUCCCAAAAACAAGAGAGUGUCUGAAGGACUCUGUAAGGGCAGUCUACGGGAUAAAGCUUAACGAAAACGAAGAUAUUAAUUGAUUUCUUUUAUUUUUAUUAUAUGUUACGUUUCUAAAUAAAAUAUAUUAAUAACCA